CAGCUACGUGAAGGUACACAGCUAAUCUUUACCAAAGGGCAGACCAGCGACGGCGCUGUCGUGACAAACCAUGCCAUCCCGAUACCAGUUGACACCAGCAGGAAACUACUGUCGGCCAACCCAGGCGACAAACGCGGCUUGGUUGAGGUGGCCCUUCCCGGCUAUGGCAAAUGCCAAGUUCCUCGAAAAGUUUUGGUUCCGACUGAAGAUUCUGGAUUGAAUGCGAGCAGACAAGGAGCUGAGCCUGUCAGCUCGCUGUCGAUCUACUUUUAUGCCGAGGCCGAAGUGCUCGACAACCUGCUCAGCCAGAUCGGGUGGUCCUUACGCAGCCUCAGUCUCCAGUAUUUUGACAGAAUGGAUGACGAGAAGUUGAUGAUGGCCAUCUUGAAAUGGUGCCCGAAGCUGACGAAACUCUCGAUCUCCCCUGAUGCUAUUAACUUGAAUCGUCUUGUCACCACGUACGAGAACGUCACUGGAGGUCCAAAGCCGCGCAUUUCUUCGCUAUCGUUGAUAAGGAUCAGCGAUAUUGGAGCGGAUCACGGGGUAGCAUUUGCCGAGUUUCUGGGGGAUCCAAGAAGUCGUCUGACCCAGCACUUCGAGGAACUUACCAUCGAGGCAUUUGGAAAUGAUCCCAGAGUUACCGGCUCAACCAUGCAAGCUCUGUGGAUAGCACCCAAGCACAACACGAAGUUGAGGAAACUAAAGCUGAUUGUACCGUCGAAUGUGCUGAAGCCCUGGAAGAACCGGUUUCGACAGUUCCAUUGCCAGGUUCUUCCUCCUGUACCUGUCGACCUGCCGUCCAAGCUCGCUUUCCUGAGUGCGUCCUGCAUGGAAGGA
Phytophthora sojae is the source of this 837-nucleotide messenger RNA. RefSeq lists its product as hypothetical. NCBI's taxonomy places the organism in Eukaryota, Oomycota, Peronosporomycetes, Peronosporales, Peronosporaceae. The transcript has a single exon. The annotation marks the transcript as partial. The record is from RefSeq and is a predicted model, not a curated record.